AUGUUGUCCAUUUGCAGACUUGGUGUCAUUUUGAUCGUAUAUCUGGGAUUCGUGUCAGUAAAUUUAUUCCCAACCAAUACAGAUCUUACUUUACGUUAUCGAUCUAAGCGCUGGGCAUAUUAUGAAGUACAUAAAUGUGGUCGAAUAAAAGGCUACAGUUGUCUAGAACAUCGUCAUUGUUAUGAACGUUAUCUACGCCGUGAUAUGGUUUGCUUUGAAGUUUAUCCAUGCUUGAGUUCAUGUAUAUUCAUUGCUCAGCUGGUUAUGUUGUCCAUUUGCAGACUUGGUGUCAUUUUGAUCGUAUAUCUGGGAUUCGUGUCAGUAAAUUUAUUCCCAACCAAUACAGAUCUUACUUUACGUUAUCGAUCUAAGCGCUGGGCAUAUUAUGAAGUACAUAAAUGUGGUCGAAUAAAAGGCUACAGUUGUCUAGAACAUCGUCAUUGUUAUGAACGUUAUCUACGCCGUGAUAUGGUUUGCUUUGAAGUUUAUCCAUGCUUGAGUUCAUGUAUAUUCAUUGCUCAGCUAUAUGAUUACGAGAAACUGACAAAACAAAUUGAACGAUUAAUGCUGAAUGGAGAAUCUGUCAACAAUCGUGAUGAUGCAGUGAAUUUCGUUCGUGAAAAGACGAAAAAAUUAGCAAGUGAAUUGAAUCUAUCGUUACCAUUGUGA
Molecule: messenger RNA, 669 nt
Organism: Trichobilharzia regenti
Lineage: Eukaryota; Metazoa; Platyhelminthes; Trematoda; Strigeidida; Schistosomatidae
Source: the annotation of a GenBank genome assembly